ACCACCGAUGACUGUUCACUACAAGUGACCUCAAAACUGGAGAAGGUUUUAUGCAAAAUAGAUUUUAUGGAAUGCAGCUUUCAGUUCAGCAUUUAUUGUUACAGAUAACAUAGUUUAACAAUGACAUGGCAGAGACUGCAGUUGUUGUUUUGGAACGAGACUGUUAUUCAAAGAGCUAAAUAUAACAUCACAUUUAGGCUACAUCUGUCGUCUCCGUGCGCAAGAAAACAGUGGUAUUAAGUCGGCUAAUUAAAGAAAUGGUUCCUUUAUGACUUUUUCAUUUUUGCUUGUAAAAUAUAUUUAAAUGAUAACCUUGAGUGUGGAAUAUUUCAUGUUCCAUAAUCUGUCAAUUCGUUUUCUAUUCAGAUGAAUUGGUUUAAAAGCGAACUUGUGUGUCUCCUGGCGGCCGCUCGAGAAGGGCAGUUCUCUCGAUUCAAAUGCAUUUGUCUCCCCGGGGAAUGCAAGUCGGCAGUUUACUUAAGAGCAAAGGAUGGCGUGGUUCAUGUUCACUCUCGCAAUUACGCGGCACUGACAUCCACAUAUUGAGAGCAUCUGGGAUGGAAAGACGGGCUGCCGGCGCGCUGUUGGACUAGCUCGGGCACAGUCGCAAGAUGUCUGUUGCGCUAGAAGAAGGGAACACUUUGGAAGAGAGGUCGCGAUGCGUUCGGUUAUUAUCAAUUUUAUUUCCUCUAGCCUCCCUAAUGGUGUUACUCGUUGGAUACGCCGCCUUAGGGGCUCUGUUAUUCCGGUACAUCGAAGGUCCUGACGGUAGGCCCGUGGAACUACAAAAGGACUACAAAGACUUUUUGCUCACUCUCGUGAAGACAGUUCGCAAUUCAAGCGAGAAUGACAGUUCACCCGAGCAAGAAGAAUUCGUGAUGAAACUCCAUGGCAAGAUGAAAACUUUUAACACGACAUGGCUUCAGAGUCCAGAACAAUGGAGCUUCUUUGGCGCAAUGUUUUUCUGUUGUACAGUAUUUACAACAGUAGGAUACGGAAACAUAUACCCCGUGACCGUCGCUGGGAAGCUGGUGUGCGUCCUCUACGCCAUGGUGGGGAUCCCCCUCAUGCUGCUGGUCAUCACCGACGUGGGGGACAUCCUGGCCAUCCUGGUGUCCAAGGCCUACCUCCGCCUGCACAGGCUCUGCUGCUCCCUGCCCUCCCUCUGCUCCUGGUUCUCUCGCCGAAAGCGGGAGAAGCCCGAGGAGGGGGGUCUGAUACGGGACACUUCCGGGCAGGACGGGGUGGUGGUCCGGGCGCCCAUGGACAUCAGGCAGGUGCUGCGCAGCCAGGCUUCGGUCAAGACAUAUUCCGUCAAGCUGUGCAACGCCGAGAUCUUCGAUCUCAUCGUCGCCCGGGACAACUUGGCCAGCCUCCAGAAGCACAGGGGCUUGUACCGGAGCUACUCUUGCCCCAACCUCAACCAGACGCCGCCCCAGAGGGGCCUCUGGGACCUGUGCACCGGGGAGGAGGUGGAGAAGCUGGACGUGCCCCUCAUGCUCAUCCUGGUGCUGUUCUUCGCCUACCUCCUCUUCGGCGGGCUGGUCCUCCCCCGCUGGGAGGAGGAGAUCAACAUCUUCGACGCCUUCUACUUCUGCUUCGUCACGCUCACCACCAUCGGCUUCGGCGACAUCGUGCCCCAGCAUCCCAAGUUCUUCAUGCUCACCUUCCUCUUCAUCAUCGCCGGCAUGGCCAUCCUCUCCAUGGCCUUCAAGCUGGGCCAGUCCCGCUUCGUCAGCUGCUACCGCCUCUGCAUCCGCGGCCUCAGCGGGGGCACGGUGCUGAAGUACAAGUAGCUGGAGGGUCAGCCGAGGGCCCCUAGAGGCCCCUAGAGGCCCUGCAGACAGGAGGCCGUCAGCCUCUCUCUCGGUGGCGCUCCCAUGACAACGGAGAUGCCCCGGAACUCACUUUCCCCCCCCACUGACAGAAACUUGCUGAGCUGAGCCUAGAUCAGCUACACUGGGUCAUUGGCUGGGUUUGCGUGCACUAUAACGCCUGGGCUCUCCCAUUUAACGCACAUUUGAAUGGAUGGGAGAUGCACACUGCUGUAAAAAAAAAAAAGUCUAUGUAGUGUUAUUGCUAGUGCUAAUAUAUGUGCUGCAGUUACAACCAGUGUUCUCUGUAAUAAAUUUAAAAUAGCAUGGGUAGCAAUGGCUAAAGACAUAACCCACCAAUUGUUAAGAAGGAUAAAAAAUGAACAUUUGAGAAGUUUUUUACAUGGA
Anguilla rostrata (American eel) is the source of this 2222-nucleotide messenger RNA. RefSeq names its product potassium channel, subfamily K, member 18 (gene kcnk18). Gene Ontology annotation, biological process: potassium ion transmembrane transport; stabilization of membrane potential. The record is from RefSeq and is a predicted model, not a curated record. Gene Ontology annotation, cellular component: plasma membrane. The coding region runs from base 612 to 1796 and encodes 394 amino acids. NCBI's taxonomy places the organism in Eukaryota, Metazoa, Chordata, Actinopteri, Anguilliformes, Anguillidae. The transcript has 3 exons. Gene Ontology annotation, molecular function: potassium ion leak channel activity; outward rectifier potassium channel activity.